AUGCCUGCCAGUGACCAUGCUCCUCGCCUGAGUUUCCUGAAGGACUCUGCUAACUCUUUGAAUUCCCUGAGUCCUUCAACGGCAGCUCACCUGUUGAUGGUCCAUAACCAAAUUCUCCACGAAGAAUUCAAGGCUUUGAAUCAACGACAACUUGAUUUUGCAUGUGGUGCCUGUGGUAGUAUCAGAAACCCUACGACUAGCAAGACGAUUCAGAUUAAGAAAAAGAAAUCCAAACGCGCGGAUUCUUCUGCGGCCAAGCCUUCAACUGGCGGAGCCACAGUCUACAAAUGCCUUCCCUGUCGUCGAAGAACAGUUAAACCGACAGUUCGUCUCAGUACAUCAUCUAGACCUGGCAUGACGUCAAUUGCCAGCUCCAAUAUGCAGACAACGACAUCUACAACGGGUUCUACUGUUGCUGCUUCCGAUACAGAAUCUCUCGAUGUCAACCGAAGCAGUAAAUCAGUUGAAAACGCGAGCAGCAAGAAACGCGCAAAAGCAAGGAAAGCUGGGGGUCUACAAGCUCUUCUAGCAUCCAAGCAGCAGACUCAAUCCAAGUCAUCGCAAUCUCUCGAUCUUUUUGAUUUUCUGCAGCAUCUGUCAUCUCAUUCACUUAUACAACAGGACGAUACGCUCAUGUCCGACUCGAUGUCGACUUACUCUCAAGACGACGAACAUGAUCCUCAAGAGGAUGAGCUGCGCGAGACAGCGCUAGUGACGUUGGAAACACUGAUCAGCUCUUGCAGUCAACAGAUACAACCUUACUUGAUCAAUGCUGUUAACUCAUCCCUCCGCUUCCUCAAAUACGAUCCCAACGUGGCCGAUGUUGAAGACGAUGAAGAAAUGGGAGGUACGCAAGAUGAUAGCUCCGAAGAUGAUGCAACUGAGGAACCCGAUAUGGAAGACGACGAAUUUGGAGAGUUUGAAGAUGAAGGAGGGUAUAGUGAUAUCGAUGAUAUGAGCUGGAAGGUCCGACGUUGUGCGGCGAAAUUGCUCUACACGGUCAUCUCAACAUACGGGCGGACCCGUGCUUUGGAUGACACAGCUCUAUAUCAACAGAUUGCCCCCGCUCUCAUUUCUCGCUUUAAGAAUGAAAGAGAAGAGAGUGUCAAGCUUGAGGUUGUCUCGACCAUGACUGCCCUCGUCCGAAAGACUAGCGAAGGUGCUAUGAUCAUAACCUCCAAUGGGUUCCUUGAAUCUGUCGGAGGAUCUAAGAAUUCGCGGAAGAGAAGACGACAAGACAGUGAUGCUAGCAUGAUCGACUUUGAACCAAGUAUCGGUACCUCUUCCGCAAUCAGCACGCCUGUCAUUGCUCCAUCUUCACCGAAAUCGGGUCCUCAGGCGGAGCUGAGUCGAUCGGUCCCAGUUAUUGUACAAAAUCUGGUCAAGAUGUGGAAGUCGGCUUCAAUUCCUCUGAGGCAAGCCAUCAUUGUCCUGCUCAAGAGCUUGGCUCUCGUCCGCUACGGUGGGCUGGCCGAUCAUCUGCAGCAGAUCGAGGAUCCAAUUGUGGAUGUUUUGAAGUCCUCUGCCUCUGGCAGCGCGUCGGCACCUGCCGGUGCAACCGCGAGUGCUGGGACCCUGCAGACCGAGACCUUGAGUCUCAUCGCUGCCAUUGCCGAGACUCACACAUCCGACGCUCUGCUACCAUUUUUGAUUGCAUUGAUUCCGGGCGUCAUCGGAGCCGUCAAUGAUCGUAACUACAAGGUUAGCAGCGAAGCAUUGGGGGCGGUUGAACAGAUCAUCAAAGCCCUUACCCCGCCGCGUGUCCCCGCAGCUUCUCAAGAGCUUGCGUCACAGAUCGAGAAGCUGUAUGAUGUGAUAUUGUCGCGGAUCACGGAUACGAGUGCCGAUUUGGAAGUUCGACAACGAGCGAUCCAUGUCUUUGGUGUUCUUUUGGCACGUACGUCCGGAGAGAAGGGCCACGAGUUCCUCUCGUCAGAUCGUCGGUCUAAAGGCCUUUCGGUUUUGGUCGACCGCCUGAGGAAUGAGACUACUCGUCUUGCCUCUGUCCGUGCCGUAGAUGAUAUAGCUGUUCUCUGUACUCGGGAUACAGACGUUAGCAUAACAUGGAUCAGCGAAGUGACUCUGGAACUUGGCGCUCAGUUACGCAAGUCAGACCGUGCCCUCCGAGGUGCCAGCCUUGAAGCGCUACGUAGUCUGGCUAUGAAUCCUCAUACACGAAUCCAUUACGAUGACAAGACAAUGAAGGAGCUGGAGGACUGCCUUCUACCCUUAAUCAGCGCCGAUGAUUUCCACCUCCUUGCUCCGUCGCUCAUCAUCCUGGCGAAAUUGGUGCCUGGCAAUGCCUCCCUCCUGGUGAACGAGAAUCUAAUUUCUGCUUUGUGUUCUAUUGUGCUCGCUCCUCUUGUUGGCACCGUUCUUAAGGCGAUGCUCCUCCUUGUGAGGGUUAUCGGAGAAGAAGGUGCUGGAGCGGAGUUAAUGCAGAAGCUUCUACGAGAUGUCGGCAUCAACGGUGACACAUCCGUAGUCGGCCGGGCGAUCGGAACACUUUUGGUCUAUGGUGGCCCUAAACUGGGCGUCCGGAUGGAAGACUUUUUGACGGAAUUAGACACUGCCCAAGAUGCCCAGCGUAAAUGUCUUGCACUUGCAAUCCUUGGCGAGAUCGGCCUUCGCAUGGGCUCUACAUGCUCGUUGACUCCGCAGCUGUUUAUCACGCAUUUUAACUCGAAAUCCGACAAGGUCCGACUUGCUGCGGCAACCGCCCUUGGAAACGCAGCUGCCGGCAACGCGAAAACAUACUUGCCUGUCAUUCUGAGCGGCCUGGAAAAGUCGAAUCCCCAGAGCUAUCUGCUCCUACAUUCCGUCAAAGAAUUGCUUCAGCAUCCCGAGAUUAUUCGCCCGGAUGUGGCGCCCACUGCCAUUAAGCUCUGGCAGGCCCUUCUCCUUGUCUCGGAAGAAGAAGACAACAGGGCUGUGGGAGCAGAAUGUAUUGGUCGUUUGGCAUUAAUUGAUCCUGUCAACUAUAUUCCGCACUUCCAGGACUAUCUCUCCAACCGCGAUCCGACUAUUCGAGGCGUGGUGAUAUCUGCUUUCCGCUACACUCUGACCGACUCGCGCAAUACGUACAAUGACGUUUUGAGACCUCUUAUUGUCCCGCUUCUGGUCAACAUGCUCAGUGACCGUGAUUUGGGCAACCACCGCCUCGCUCUGACGACCCUCAACUCCGCAAUUCACAAUAAGAUGGACAUCAUCCUUCCACAUCUUAGCGAAUUGCUUCCAGCCGUAUUUGGCGACACCCAAAUCAAACCCGAACUCAUCCGUGAGGUACAGAUGGGCCCGUUCAAGCACAAGGUUGACGAUGGGCUUGAGCUUCGUAAGACCGCGUACGAAACCCUCUACGCUUCCCUGGACACGGCCUUCUCCGUCUCCCACGUGUCCGAAUUCUAUGAUCGCAUCCUCGCCGGCCUCGAAGAUGAGCAGGACAUCCGGACCAUAUGCAACCUCAUGACCUCAAAGCUCAUCCCCAUCGCCCCCGAAGAGACCCAGCGCUACCUUGACUCCCUUUCCGAGCGCUACUCCGCCGUUCUCUCAUUCAAACCUAAAGAGAAUGCCGUGAAGCAGGAACUCGAAAAGGCCCAGGAAGCUUCGAUGGGUAUUCUGAAGGUGACUCGCGAGCUUAGCAAAGCGUUUCCCAAUGCCGAAGUCUCGGGCGACCAUCACAAGUGGAAGGCGUACAUGGAAUGGAUUCGGAAGACGUUUGCCGCGCAGCUGAAGAGCCUUGAAACGGAGUUCUAG
Messenger RNA from Aspergillus clavatus NRRL 1, 3753 nucleotides. RefSeq names its product putative cullin binding protein CanA (gene canA). NCBI's taxonomy places the organism in Eukaryota, Fungi, Ascomycota, Eurotiomycetes, Eurotiales, Aspergillaceae. Gene Ontology annotation, biological process: RNA processing; SCF complex assembly; protein ubiquitination. The coding region runs from base 1 to 3753 and encodes 1250 amino acids. The record is from RefSeq and is a predicted model, not a curated record. Gene Ontology annotation, cellular component: nucleus. The transcript is spliced from 4 exons.